This is a messenger RNA of Rhopilema esculentum, 4050 nucleotides long. RefSeq names its product phospholipase ABHD3. The record is from RefSeq and is a predicted model, not a curated record. Gene Ontology annotation, molecular function: acetylesterase activity; monoacylglycerol lipase activity. Gene Ontology annotation, biological process: medium-chain fatty acid biosynthetic process; medium-chain fatty acid catabolic process. Lineage: Eukaryota; Metazoa; Cnidaria; Scyphozoa; Rhizostomeae; Rhizostomatidae.
UUUCCCUCGUUCUAUUUCCCCGUUCCUCAUUCCAAGUUUGUAGGAUAGUAAUUCAAAAUAGCUUAAUUAAAUAUUUACUUGUUUUCCUUUAGCCUGUGCUCCUGACCCCUAACUUGAAAGCAAGGAUCGAGAUACCGGGGGGUGGGGCGGGGAUCGUAAGUAGCAUAGAUAAACUACUUUUAUUUUAUCAAAUAUGGCUGUUGUUACACUAUUUUUAUUAGGGCUGGCCCCCCAAACAAAAAGUUGUAACCGGUCUUUGCUUCAAAGUAGAGAUCGCUAGACACAGGCUAGACUUUUCGGGCAACCAAGCCGCGGUACUGUAUAUGAUAAAUUAUAAUAAGGCCAUUUAGGGCAGUAGAGCAACUGGAUUACAGCCUUUCCUAUUGGCCUGUUCUAGGCUUAGAAAUGGCCUGUUCUAGGCUGAAAUCACAUAUCAAAGCUACCCUGCCUAGUAUAUCUUCCAAGUCGUGCACGUGUCAUAUUUGGUUCCCCUUCUAAAGGUCCCCCGUUCCUUGUUUUACAAUCAACCCAAACCGAAAAGAAUUUGCGUGAUGUUUCAGCAUCUCAUUGAAUGAUAACAAACAAUCACUUAUCGGCUAUUGUUUACACGCUGUGUUGCAACCAUAGAAACUGGCACUUGGAGAAACCUCCCCGAUGAUUGAUUAUUUGGUUGGAUGCAUGCUUGCAUAUUUUGUGAUAUUAUCGCAUCCUGCAUAUACCAUGGAUGAAGCUCAACAUUUCUUUGCAACAUCUGCGAUACUUUCAUUUGACUGGCAAAUCUUCUGUCUCGGCCUCAGUUUUGUUUAUAUGUUUUAUUAUCUACUGUUUGUUGUGAGACGGCCUAGACUUAUCUGUCGCGAUGGCAAAUUCAGGCGCAAGCUAAAACAACACAUGCUGAUUAUGAAUGAAUACUACUGGCCAACGUUUUGGUGUUUUUCAUCACACAUGAUGACGGUUUGUUGUGCAGUGUUUAGAGCAAAGCUACCAGUCCCUUACAGAAGGGAAUAUAUCGAAACUCCAGAUGGGGAAAAAUUGUGCCUGGAUUGGGUGGACAAUGAUGAUUCCAAUAGCAUACAUCCUGACAUCACAACGAGGCCAACUCUUGUCAUUGUACCAGGAAUGACAGGUUGCAGCGAUGAAAGCUAUUGCCGAAACCUCGUUUUAGCUGCCAAAGAAAUGGGAAUGAGAUCGCUAGUAAUGACAAAUCGUGGAUCUGGAAAGAAUUGGACUCUCAAGACACCUAGAAUGUUUAGUGGCAAUAAUACUGACGACCUACGCCUGGUGAUGAAAUAUUUAGAGUCAAUGUUUCCAAAGUCACCCGUCAUUGGUAUGGGAAUAUCUUUCGGAGGGUGCAUAAUGACGCACUAUGUUUCAGAACUUAAUAAGAAUCAAAAGCAAAUGAUUGGAGCAUUUCUCAUAUCUGUUCAGUGGAACUGCUAUAAAUCUUUGGAUUCUCUUGAGAAGCCUUUCAAUUGGUUGCUGUACAAUCGAUAUCUAACUAAACAUCUCAAAGCGAUAAUUCAGAGAAACCUUCACGUUUAUGAGCAGCACAUGAAUGAUCUACCCUUUUCACUUGACCACGUUUUCAAGUCGAAGACUAUAAGAGAAUUCGACGAUAGGCUGACGAGUAAAAUGUUUGGCUAUGAAAAUCACAAAGAAUACUACGAUGAAGCGACGCUUGACUCGGAGCAUCUUUUAGCAAAAAUCAGAAUUCCGACAAUGUUCUUGAACUCUGCAGAUGACCCAUUUGCUCCGGAGGAAACCAUUCCUAAAGAGCUUAUAUGCAAAAAUCCGUCUAUAUCUUUGUUGCUGACAGAAUAUGGCGGCCAUAUUGGAUUCAUGGAUAGCUCGUUGAUCACUUCUAAGUCGUUAAUGGAGAAAACCUUCCAGCAAUUUGCUCACGUCAUUCUGAAAAAAGGAUCUAUCAGCUAGUCAUCAUCAUUCAAGUUUGCAUUUCACAAAUAUAGAAGUAGAAUCAAAGUAACAUCUUCUAACAGUAAAGAUUUUUAAGGAUAUUUAUUUUAUAACAUCUUCUUUUUGUCAGCUGUUCGUUGCUUUAUGACCGUGUUCUCAAUUCCUCCCAACCUUCUUAAAUUAUUCCCCCAACUUUUCAGAGGACAUUUUCUCUGCCUGCCCUAAGUCUCAAUUCCAAUGUAAAACCUAUUAUGUUCUGAAUCGAAGCUAAAAAAGUCUUGAGUAAGAAAGGUAAAAAAGAAUCUCCAGCCUUGGUUCUCCAUGACUUAUCAAGUUAACUAAUUAUUCUAAUUUAUGCAAUGCUAUUUCAAUAUCUGCAUAAAUCACAACAUUACAACAAAUCACAAUAAAGCAGUGAUUGUUUAAGGCAAAAAAGCAGCGAAAUAUUUUCAAGUAAAUUACUCCGUGUUUAUCGCUUCUCGUACAUUGAUCAGAUGAAGGAAAAUUACUGUGUUCCAAAAAAACUGUUUUAGACAGAAAACCCCUCCCUAAACAGCUGCAACACAAUAGCCUCCUCCAUAGUGCAUAAAACCAGAAAGUUUUACGUCGCUGCGCUUUUGAAAUUUUGGGCGUGGUCGUCUGCCAAUAGACUGUUACGAGAGAGGCUGCAACAGCCUUCCAUUUAUGGGGCCGAGAGUUGAAAAUCAAGAAAGUCACUAGUCGCUUCCGUUUUCGGGGGACAAAAACCGGUGCUAAAUGAUUGGGGUUGAAGUAUAAAAUACAAUAAAUAAGUGCUUUGGAACACUUUGUGUGCAGAUUUAGAAAUGUUGCCAGGUUGCUAACGUUUAAUGAGGGUAGGAAAAAUGGCAGAGAAAAACAUAGCCAUAAGACUUCUUUAGGAAAGUGAAUGUAUUCCUUAAUCAAAGUAUUCAUUUGUCCUUGUGCCGAGAAAAGCUUGUUUUGUCAAAUUAAUCUUAAGAUACAAUAGGUAACACGUAGAUCUCUAGCACUGUCUAUCACAUUUUUCCUCUUUGCAUCUUUUGGAUUUCUUGUGUAGUGUUAUCGUCAGACAAGGUUGAUGCGAUUAUUUGAUCGAUAGAAAUCGAUGUCUCUGGGCUUCCACAGAAAAACUACAAAAACUAUGCACCUACCAAACAUUUCAUUUAUAAAAUUUAUCACCUAUUUACGGCUUCCAUUUACACCUCAACUGUGUGCAUCAUAGCCAUACUACAUUUUAGGGCUUAUCACCAAGGGCUAGCUCCCUCCCAUCUUCAUCGAAAAUCAAAGAAUCGAUGAAUCGAAGCUUUUACCACUCUGGCAACUUGCAAAUGUCCCUAAAUAUGGGGAACUUCAUCUCUCUCCGCAAACACUUUUCUUUAGCUAUUUGUGAAAAAUGAAAAGAGCGAAGCAUAUGUAUGCAGAACCGGGGGAGGGGCUUACUUCCACCAACACUGGUACGGGAUGUGCCGUAUGUUAGGGAUAACUUUUUUUCAAAUAAAAAAUAAAUUUUUCGAUAUCGGUUUUGGGAAAUCAAACACAUUUAUAAAUUUUGGGAUUAAUUUUUAGCAUGACCCUUAAUUUUGGGAUAUCAUUUUCAAAAGAAAGAUAACAUGGUCUCGUUUACUUGGCUGAGUUGUUGUUUUUUUUUGCAAAUUUGAAUUUGAAUUAAAGGUAUAGUUUUCAUAUUGUAUCAGAAAUUUGGGGUAGGAUUUUUGGAAAUUUUUAAAUUUCAGGGUAUGUUGUCAUAUUUCAAAAUGGCACAACCCCAUCCUCAGCCUAUUAAAGUUACCCCCUCCCCCCGGGUCCGGAACCCAAGGAAUUUUUGAUCCACUCGCAGCACAUAUAAUCAUUACUUUACGGCUGUCAUCAAGAGACCAUCAACUUUUGUAAGUGACGCAAACGCAUCAAGAAAUAUGGCUGUCGAUAACAUCUUAAUCUUAUGCUUUUUAUUAACUUUGCAUUCAUUUCUCUUAAAACUCCUAAGCUAAGAAGUAGUGAAACAGAAUUUAAUACCUAAAGACCUGAGCAACAUGGCAAUUUACAUUAGAAGUGUUUGAAAUCCUGCCCAUUUUUAGCUUUGAAGCUUCUUCUUUUCCGCGGUUUAUCAUCCAGAGCGUUUAGAACUCCGUCUACUUU